This is a messenger RNA of Salvia miltiorrhiza (redroot sage), 1541 nucleotides long. RefSeq lists its product as uncharacterized. Bases 22 to 1536 code for a protein of 504 amino acids. Gene Ontology annotation, biological process: proteolysis. Gene Ontology annotation, molecular function: cysteine-type peptidase activity. The transcript has 11 exons. The record is from RefSeq and is a predicted model, not a curated record. NCBI's taxonomy places the organism in Eukaryota, Viridiplantae, Streptophyta, Magnoliopsida, Lamiales, Lamiaceae.
CACGCCGUUAGUAAGGAGAAAAUGGUUCAAAGUUCAACCAUGGAUGAGGUUAUGACUGAUGCUGCAACUGGAAGUGAAAAGGUUCAAGGCGACAAUGUUAGUGACGUUGUCGUUGCUCGGAAGACAGUAAGACGUUCUAACAGGUUCUUAACUUUGACAAAGGAUGGGCUUAACGAUGGACUAGUUCCUGAAAACGGUGAAGGCAUAGCUGGUGAAAAAGUUGAAGGCAUAGCUGCAUCAAAGGAAUUAGCAAACGUCCAGCACGCCGUCGUUGUCCAGCACGCCAUUAGUAAGGAGAAAAUGGUUCAAAGUUCAACCAUGGAUGAGAUUAUGACUGAUGCUGCAUCUGGAAGUGAAAAGGUUCAAGGCGACAAUGUUAGUGACGUUGUCGGUGCUCGGAAGGAGGUCAGACGUUCUAACAGGGUUAAGGGAAACUUGGUGGGUGAUGCCGGAAAGCAUCUGCUUCGUCCUACCACAACAAAGACAGGGGUAAAGGUUGACGAGAACUCCAAAACAAUAGAUGUGGUGGAUCGGUUAGCAUUACAGGCCAUUGACACAAACAUUAUUAGUCCAGAAAGACGUGAGACUAAAGCACCCAAGCAGAGCAUGUUCUUGCAUACUUUAAAAUUCCGCUCACCCUAUUUUCAACGUGAUAUAAGCACUUCAAAACCGUUGAAAAAAAAUGAGAAGGAAGUGGGAUUUUAUGCCAUGUACUUGGACAGUGGAGAGAACAAGGAAAUUUUAUUCGAAUUCAUGGAUAUACAAGUAAGGCGUUUCGAGAUGUUAUCAAUGAGAAGAGGCAAUGUGGUGAACAUUUCUCUUAUAGAUGCAUGGACGCUAGUUCUGAACUGGAAAGAGCAGUAUCGUUCAAAUAGUUCACCCCUCCGAUUUUUUUCUACGGCCAGCCUAUAUCUUGACAGUAUAGCUCCAGAAAAUUUAAGUCUUGAAUCACAAAGAGCUAAAUUCGUGAUGGAGUUAUAUGUGGAGUUGACGGAGUUUGGAAAAAAUCCAAUUGAGAACAUUGAUAUGUUUUUCUUCCCCGUAUAUGAACAAGAACGGUACUUUGCAUUGUGUGUGGAUUUAAAAAGGGAACGAAUCUUUGUGCUGGACAGUCUCAUAGACAUAUUAGGUGAUCAUGAUUUCAGGAAGUAUGACAGCCUUUGCACCAAAGUUCGUACACUAUUGGCGUAUUAUCUCAACUACAAAGAAGAGACCAUGAAGUCAAAAUCGGUGUCGAAUUCCAAAAUGCAAAUUGUCAAACUGAAGUGGGCGGACAAGAGAAAUACAUUGGACACAGCUAUUUAUCUUAUGCGCCACUUGGAGACAUUCAUGGGAGAUAGUUCGUCAAAUUGGAAGUGUGACAUGUCCAACGUAAGUACACGACAAAUCUCUCGAAUGCGGGUGAGGUAUUGCUCGUCCAUAAUAUCAUGCGCUAGGAACGAAGUGAAGAAAGAGAUUGAGGACAAUGCUGCAAUUGAAUAUCGUAAGAUUUGCAGUGAUCCAUCGGUUAACAUAGAUUCAGUCUUGGUAGGUUGAGUUAG